Messenger RNA from Bolinopsis microptera, 1324 nucleotides. RefSeq names its product coadhesin-like. The coding region runs from base 30 to 1166 and encodes 378 amino acids. The transcript has a single exon. Lineage: Eukaryota; Metazoa; Ctenophora; Tentaculata; Lobata; Bolinopsidae. The record is from RefSeq and is a predicted model, not a curated record.
CAUCGUACCUCAACUCAAGUUAGUUUCUCAUGAUGAUUAAGUCUAUCUGUUUCGUAGCUCUUCUUAUCCUGACCGUUCAUGGUGGUAAGAAGGGAGGAUGCAAGAUCUCUCAAAAGAAGAUGCCAGCAACUUUAAAGAAGUUUGAUGCUUGCCUCGAAAAAGGAUUCAAAUCUGCACUUGAUAACUGCAAAUCAGCGGAAGGAAGUCUUAAGAUGUCAAAGAAGGAAACGAAGGGAUGUAAGAAGAUCGAGAAGAAGCUGAAGGCGUGUGAGCACAGUUGUGCCGAACCUUCUGUUGAUGGUGGAUGGACAGACUUUGGAAACUGGACAGAGUGCUCAGCUGAAUGUGGAACUGGAUCCCAGACAAGAUCAAGAAGCUGUUCUAACCCUACCCCAGCAAAUGGUGGAGAAGAAUGUUUGGGAGACGAUAACGAAAGCCAAGAAUGUAACACACAGGGAUGUCCAGUUAACGGUGGAUGGACAGACUUUGGAGACUGGUCAGAGUGCUCAGCUGAAUGUGGAACUGGAUCCCAGACAAGAUCAAGAAGCUGUUCUAACCCAGCCCCAGCAAAUGGUGGACAAGAAUGUUUGGGAGACGAUAACGAAAGCCAAGAAUGUAACACACAGGGGUGUCCAGUUAACGGUGGAUGGACCGACUUCGGAGACUGGUCAGAGUGCUCAAAUACAUGUGGAGCAGGAACCCAGGCGAGUUCGAGAAGCUGUUCUAACCCAGCCCCAGCAAAUGGUGGAGCAGCAUGUGAGGGAGACAGCAGUGUCAGCCAAGGAUGUAACACUGCUUCAGGCUGCUGCAGCGGAAACACUUGCUUUGGAGGAUCUAGCACUUUCGUUGCUCUGAAGAUAGGGGAGACAUUGUACUCAAACAACAGGAAGUAUCGUCUCGUCAUGCAAACUGAUAGCAACCUGGUCAUCUACUGUGAUGGUGGAAGCGCUAUUUGGAAUUCUGAUACCAUGGACAAAGGAGUACAGGAUGGUCUGUAUUUCCAGGGAGAUCAGAACCUUGUUCUGUACUACGACGGUGGACCUUGGUCAGCUAACUCCUACAACAGCGGAGGUAAGAACCUGGUCAUGCAGGAUGAUGGAAACCUUGUCCUCUACAAAGACAACGGUGAAGCAGUCUGGAACACUGAAACAGACGGUAAAUGCUAAUCUUUUACGUUUGAAACUCUUGGAUUAUUGUAGUGCAGUUCGGCUGUAAUUAACAGUAUGAAGUUUAAUUUUAGAAUUAAUAUUUUUAUUUGGAAAUUGAAAUCUCAUUUAAAAUACAUUGCUGUAGUGAUACAUUUUGACUAUUCGUUUAAAUUUAA